ACUAAACGGCAAGCUGCAGUUGUGGAAACUAAUAAAACGAGAUUAUUGCUGGGACAUAGUGAAGAGAAGCGAACAAAUAGGAAAAGCGCAAGUAUUUUCAGGCUGCAAUCAACUUCGGAUCUCUGUUGAAAACAUCAUGAAAGCGGUAGUACAACAAGGCAUCCUGCUGGGUUUGCUGGUAAUCCUGGGCGCUUCAGGCUGCAGUCUAUCCAACAACGAUGACGCUGAACUGCGGGAGGCCUUACUAGCUGAUCCGUCCACAAUUAUGAUGAGUAGCAGUAAAAACAAUAGCCUGGAGGAAAUUUACUCCGAAUGCAACAAGACGUUUAUCAUAACCAUGGACUAUCUGAGUGAAUUGAAUGACACUGGCAGUUUUCCAGAUGAAACGGAUAAAACUCCAAUGUGUUUUAUGCGGUGCUUUCUGCAAAAGAACGGUAUCCUGACCGAGGACGAUAAAAUCAACAAGGAGCUUGCCAUUUCCGCUGGUUGGGUUAAAAAUGGUGAAACCAUCGAUGAGUGCCUGCAAGAUAUGACUGGAAGCGAAUGCGAACGAGCCUAUUUCCUCGCCCGAUGUGUCAGCACCCGUUCUUUGGUGGAAGGCAGGAGCAAGGAAAGCAAAAAACGAUAAACGUAUUCAGUUAGUAAAUGUUGACUUAAUGAUUUGUGGUAUAUAAUAAAAUUUCGGGAGACAUUGCAA
This is a messenger RNA of Topomyia yanbarensis, 697 nucleotides long. RefSeq names its product general odorant-binding protein 84a (gene Obp84a). Lineage: Eukaryota; Metazoa; Arthropoda; Insecta; Diptera; Culicidae. Gene Ontology annotation, molecular function: odorant binding. The transcript has 3 exons. The coding region runs from base 137 to 628 and encodes 163 amino acids. The record is from RefSeq and is a predicted model, not a curated record.